Saprolegnia diclina VS20 is the source of this 1201-nucleotide messenger RNA. RefSeq lists its product as hypothetical. The record is from RefSeq and is a predicted model, not a curated record. The transcript has a single exon. Bases 28 to 1101 code for a protein of 357 amino acids. Lineage: Eukaryota; Oomycota; Saprolegniomycetes; Saprolegniales; Saprolegniaceae.
UCGGAGAUCGAGCAGCAGAAGACCGCGAUGGCUGCAGCCAAGGCUGCACUCGACCACACCAAGGCUGUGCUCGAACGCAUUGAAUAUGAGCUCAACCACACAAAAACUGAUCUGAACACGACCAAGGCCGCGUCACAGGAGCGCGCUGACGCUUGCACGCGCAUGUGCAGCACUCUCAAAGCCGAGAAGGACCACUUGCACAUGGCGAUGGUGCAGCUCUCGAACGACCUCGGCGCGGCCAAGAAAUCAAUCGCGCUGCAGGAGCAAGCCACGGAUGCCUACCAGCAGCAGAUCGAGGCGCUCCUUUGUGAGACACGCCGCCUCACGUCCAUGGUCGAGCAACAGGAGGCAGCCAAGUCGGAGCUCGCCGAUGCAGCGACGGCCAGCACGUUGUUGCUCGAAGCAACGAUUCAAGAGAAGACGGACGCGCUCGCAGCGACGACGUUGCAGCUACACGCUGCGACGACGUGCGUGGACACCCAGACGCAGCAGAUCGAGACGCUCCUUGGCAACAAGACCGAACUCACGUCGGUGCUGCAGCAGCUCCAGGCCGACCUCGACGCAUCCAGCACUGCCUUGGCUCUGGCCCAAGACGCCGUCGCUGCCAGUGCACAGCAGAACGAGACGCUCAUGGCCGCCAACAGUCACCUCGUGCACACCAAUGCGCAGCUGACGGCCGACGUGGCCACUGCGAUCGCGGAGGCCGCGCGUACCAAGGCGUCCAGUGACGAUGUGGCCGACGCCAGCGCCAAACACGCUGCGCGGGUGAACGCGAGCAAGGCCCGACUGCUCGAGACGAUUAAAUCCUUGCAGCAUACCCUCGCCACCCAAGCGCCGAUGGUCUGUGACCAGUGCACGCACUGGAAGGGCUUGCUCGCGCAGUCGUCCACUGUGAUUGGGAGCUUGCGGACCGAGCUGGCAGCGGCGCUGGAGCGGGCCACAGCACCUGCCGACGUCGUCCGCGCCUUCUUCGAACGCGUGCACGCGACGUUUCCGAUUCUCCGCUACAGCGCGAUCGAGGUGCUCAUCGAUGGCAUCUACGGCGGCGACACGCGCGUCUUUGAAGCGACGGACGGCUUCCAGGUCUUCCCGCACUGCUGACGACGGAGCGUCAUAUGCCUUUCUUACUGCGUGGUCGUCGAUCUCGUCUGGAUUUCAUUUGUCUCUCUUUACUUUCAACGUCGAUGCUCUUCAGUCCUGU